UUUUUCCCAAUGAUGCUUUUAAUUUGUGACAUUUUAUUUCAUAAUGUGACUUUUCAUGACUGAUGAUGUCACCACCUUCUCCCUUUGCAGCCAAUCACAUCACAUAAUUAUAUACAGAGCACUUUUAAUACACAAAAUGUAGUUUAAAGUGCUUUACAAAAUACAUAUCACUCAAUACAGUUUUAAAAAAGGAAGUAAAAUAAUACACAUAAACAGGACUUGAGGAAAUUUGGGCACAUCCAUAAACUGAUUGUUCUCAAAGGAGUAGUUCAGACAACUUUAUUUAUCCCCCAUGGGCAAUUCAUUUGUAUGUUCCCAGUCCAUACAUUCGGUUUCAACAGACAACCAACCAACCAGAUAUAGUUCAAAUAUCAGAGGAAACCUCAAAAGGCAUGGGACAGUUAAUAAGUAAAACAAUAAAUAAAAGCAAUAAAUAGAACAACAUAUCCAAUGAAUUAAUCUAAAAUAGCAAUCAUUUAAAAUGAGUAUUGUCUGUGUUGAGCAGCCUAACAGCAGAAGGAAUAAAGGACUUAGAAUGAAAAUAUACAGACCCUUAUAGCCCUCCAUAUGGACUGUCUGGUAACCACAGAUACUGGAGCCGUUUACAUUUAUUUCUAAUGUCUGACCAGAGACACCGUCAGAGAUAGAAACCAGAAGCAGAUCCAGACCAAGUCCAGGCUCAGUGACCACAAACUGGCAGUCCACAUAAAAAAUCAUGGCAACCCGAAGAAAACAGAACAUGUGGUCACUGUUCAACGGGUGAGGCUGAGACAGAUGCACACACACACACACACACACACACACACACACACACACACACACACACACACACGCCAAGAAAGCACCUUUAAGACUCUAUGUUGAACCCACACACUAAAGGAGCAGAUACAGUAGAUCACUGUUGUCGGAUAGGCUGCAAACACUUACCUCUUCACCUCUAAUGUAAGUUCAUCUCCAGUUAAUAUCUACACAGCUGAGCAAAGAAAACAUCUGGAACCAUUAUCACAAAAAAUAUUAUAUGCUGAUUGGAUCAGAUUACUCAAAGGCAAUAAAAAUGUCACUAGCAUUAAAGAUAUUCCAUGAAUUCAUUUUUUUCUAAUUUUGCCACUUUCUACAAGGACUGCUAGUUGUUGGUUUACAAAUUAUUUCUCUCUCUCGCUUUUUAAAAAACGUAACAAUCAAUCAGUAAUAACAGCAUAAAUGUAUGACACGUGUAUUUAAAAUGUAUAUGCAACACUACAUUUAUAUUGUUUAUUUAUUUGUAUUGUUUAAUUGUAACAUACUAUAUGUAAUAUUUGAAUCAUCUGUAAACAUGUUUUAGUUCAUGCCAAUAAAGUUAUUUGAAUUAAACAAGUAAAAACUGGGAUUAUUUUUUCUUUAUUUACUGAUUUUCUAAAUAUCUAUGUUAAAUCGAACAACACACAUAUCUGUGAUUACCAUGGUGGUUACCUAUGGUGAUUACACAGGAAUGGGCCCGGGGCGUCACGUUGCUAUGGCAACUCAGAAGCGAAGCCAUAUAACAACGCUAGAAUCAUGUCUACGUCGGUGGCGAAGGGAGAAAGAAAGAAGAGACGUACUUUGGUGCUGAGGCCCUCCUCUGUGUUACGUCACUGUCUCAGCUCCUCUCGAGCUCAGAACGUCUCGGUGUCCGGAGCUCAUGGACUCAACCAGAGACACACCAACAGCGUCGCCGGGUCCUGCAGCCGGAGAAGCUUCAGUCUGGGCGGAGGCAGCAAAGUUCUGGAAAAGAGCGUCGUUCAGACUCCUAGACAAGCGGCUCGGGUGUUUGACGAAGAAGACAACGAUGUCACUCCUCUGCCGCUGUACCAGGCAGAUCCAGGAUCAGUGCAGGCCAGAGCCAGCAGGUUCUUUGUGGAUGAAAUUUCUACUGGAUCAGCAUCAGACCAGACAACAGCCACGGGCAGCUUCACCAUGCCGUUUUCCAGGUCAGUGUUUGGCAGCAGCAGAAUAUCCAGCCAGUCGACAAUAGAGUCAAUGAACGAGGAGAUCGAGGAGACGAUCUCCAAACGAGACAUGCCCAUCAACUUCCCAGAUGUGCAGGGGAAACGAGAAUCUGUGAGAGAACAGCUGACAGAGGAAAUGUUGAGAGAACUCAUAGAUGUCGACAUCUGUGAGACAGACAGCAUUUCACUGCUGGACAUACCCAGCACCUUGGUGUCAGUGGACGCUGAUGAUGCAGAGGUGAUUGUAGCGAGGAACAAUCAUUACGCUGAUGUCUGCAGGAAUAGAAUGGGCAAUGAUAAGUACACGGAUCAGUCGGUGCAGACGCUGAACGGAGCAGCUAAGAACAAACAUGUCCAGAGUGACAGCAUCGUCACGGUGGACACAGGUGCAACUGUCACCACCUGGGACAUGUAUGACACGUUGUGCGACCCUGAGCAGGAUGUCACAGUGCAGAAGCCUGAACCGGCGCAGAAUGACUAUCCGGAGGCUGCUGUGGACACCAGCAGAGCUGCAGAGAGGAGCCUGUCAGUCUGCAGCACAGCCAGUACAGCCAGUGCUGCAAGCUCACUGAAAGAAAUGGAGGUGUUAGGGAGUUUAAAUGCUGAGUCAGACCUGCAGCUCAUCAUGCUGUCAGUGAGAUUCCAGCAGACCUUACUGGUGAUGGAGAGGAGCAUCCUGGGAAACACCUUCCAACCUCAGCUGGCUGCUUACAGACAGCUGCCUGUACGAGAAGACCCAGACAGACCCAUGGGACAGAGAGACAAGGACACAGAGAGCUGCAGAGCUCCGGCUCUGGAGCGUCUGUGGUCUUUCAGCUGUGAGCUCAGCAGAGGACGCAGUGUCAGCAGCAUGGCCUGGAACAGGAAGAACCCGGACCUCCUGGCUGUGGGUUAUGGUGAAUCUGACUCCACUGACCAGAGACCAGGUCUAGUGUGCUGCUGGUCCUUCAAAAAUCCCACAUGGCCUGAGCGAGUCCUCCUCUGUGACAGCGCCGUGACGUCUCUGGACUUCUCAGCCAAGAGCCCCGGGCAGCUGGCUGUGGGACUGCAUGACGGCACCGUCAACAUCUACAACGUGCAGAGUCAAGACGACAGGUCGCAUGUCUUCAGCAGCAGUGAGUGUCCCAACAAGCACCUGGGCCCAGUGUGGCAGCUCAGGUGGACUCAACAGGAGCUGAGCCUGACAGGAGAGGAGAAGACCGAGGCUCUGUUCUCUGUGUGUGCAGACGGCAGGAUCAGCAAGUGGUUUGUCUUCAACAACGGCCUCGACUGCACAGAUGUGAUGAAGCUGAAGAGGAUUCAUAACACGAGGAAGAACAAUAAAGGACAGAGGACAGAAAGUGUUCUGUCAGCACUGACUCCUGGUCUGUGUGUUGACUUCCAUCCAACAGACUCCAGUCUCUACCUGGCCGGUACAGGGGAAGGCCUCAUCCACAAGUUCUCCUGCUCCAACAGUCAGCAGUUCCUGGAGACUUUCAGGGAACACUUUGGUCCUGUGAACCAGGUUGCGUGGUGUCCACACAGUCCUGAUGUGUUCCUGAGCUGCUCCUCUGAUUGGACCAUCCAGCUUUGGAAGCAGGACCACCUCAAACCAGUGUUAGGCUUCACCUCCACCCAGACGGCAGUGUGCGAUGUCCAGUGGUCCCCAAAGUGGGCAACAGUGUUCGGAGCCGUGAAUGAGGAACAGCUGGAGAUCUGGGACCUGAACUGGAGCAUUCUGGACCCGGUCUCUGUGCAGCCGGCUGCCGCCGGUGUGAAGAUGACGUCCCUGCUGUUUGCCACACAAACAGAAUGUGUCCUGGUCGGAGACAGUGAUGGACAAGUGACAGUCUACCAGCUGAAGAACCUCAGUGUGGGAGACAGCAGCCAGGUGGGUGUUAUGGAGGAGCUCGUCCUCUCUGCAGCCUCCAGGUAGUUUGAAGAAACUAUUACACCUGGUCUGUUAAAGAUGUGUAAGUACAAAGAAAUAAGAAAAACACAUUCAGAAUCAUAGGUAACAUAAAAACACGUUGGCAUCACUCAUCACAUGAAAUUGGACUACUGAGGUUAAAUUACUUAGAUGGCCAACAUGUGAUCCUGACUUCAUACCAGCUUUGCUAUACUAAAGAUACAGUCAGACAUAUGGGUUGGGAGGACAGGACUUUUAUAGAUAUUUACAGCUCCACCAUUAUUUCUGUAAAAAGCUUAAAGGCUCUAAUCCAAGAGAACUGUCACCUGUAAUUCAUAUAUUUAUUGAUGCUUACAUCUCGGGAAACAACAAAGGUCUUAUAAGCAAGCUAUAUCAUGGCAUCACAUCACUGAACAAAGAUACAACGGACUAUGUAAAACAAUGAUGGGAAAAAAGAACUGGACAUUGAAAUAAGUGAAGAAAUGUGGCUUCAUGCUGGGGAAACACAGUCAUCCUCCACCAACUCCCAAACCUGGAGAGACUUUAUGACUCCUAAACAGAAGUCUAACCAAACUGGUGCGCAGCCGCCCUGCUGGAGGGAGUGGACUUAAUGUUGAUCACACUCAUGUCUUCUGGUCUUGUCCUUCUAUCCAGCCUUUUUGGAAGGAUAUAGCAGCAACUAUCUCAAAAAUCCUGGGAUUUGAUGUCAAUGUUAAAUUCCAAUCCCUCUAUCUCGGACACAUCCCUGAUGGACUACGCAAAGACAAUGCCUCUUAAAGAUCAUGCUGGCAGCAAGUAAAAAAGCUGUUAGAAAAUGCUGGCUUCAGAAGAACUGUCCCACUACUGGACUCUUUAUUAAUGUUGUUAAACAGCUGCAUCUUUUAGAACAGAUGACUUACUCCAUUCGACUCUUAAAAGAACUGAGGGAAAAACGAUGGACAAAAUUGUGUGUUUAUUUAACCAAAAACACAGAUUGAUUAUAAGUAUGGUUUUUAACUCAAUAUUCCUCUUUAAAUAGAGUCAAUUGCCAUCCCAUGAUCUCAUGCCUGUUUGUCCUACAUGUUUGUUCCUUGCUUGUUAUUGUCAUAACAUGAAAAAAAUGAAAAGUAAAAAGAAAAAAGAAAAGAAAAAAAAGAAAUAUGACGUCACUGUUAAAAGCAUCAGACCGAUCAUGUUGGUAGCUGAGGCUGAUCCAAAUGUUUCUGCUCAUCCUUCUCUUCUGUCCAUCAAACACCUGAACGUUUCCUGAUGUGGAGAAAAUUCAUCUGUAUGAAUCAAACUGAAGCCUGUUCAUUUUCAUCAUGAAGAAUCUGAUCGUCAAGUGAUUGGGUGAAAUGAUUAAACACAAUUAA
Molecule: messenger RNA, 5204 nt
Organism: Seriola aureovittata
Lineage: Eukaryota; Metazoa; Chordata; Actinopteri; Carangiformes; Carangidae
Gene: dnai4
Product: dynein axonemal intermediate chain 4
Exons: 17
Coding region: 1534-3879 (781 amino acids)
Biological process (GO): cilium movement
Cellular component (GO): axonemal dynein complex
Molecular function (GO): dynein heavy chain binding; dynein light chain binding
Source: RefSeq, a predicted model, not a curated record